AUGGUUCAGGAGAAGCAGAGCUGGCUUAAGAACGUGUUUGACUCUGAAUACUUUGCGUUUUGGAUGGCACUCACGUGCUUGGCAAGAUACAAGGAGAGAUCAAUACACCAAUACAUGUGCUACAACAUUCUCAAAACAAGAAAGAAAGAAGCCAUUACUUACUAUCCCCAGCUUUUCCAUCUUAUGCUCGUAGAGGAUGGAAGUCUGUGGAACAGGCCUAUCUUCAGAAUGCUUCACAAGAUAUCCAAGACAGACAGACACUUUGCCACCAUUCUGUCGAUGUACUCUGUCUCUGUGGCUGAUUCUUUUCCUUCUUCCCACGAGAGAUACAGAAUAUGCAUGGAUUUUUCAGAGUCAAUAAUCAUCCACGGAGCACUCCCUGGAAAAAAGAUAAAAGAGUACAAGAUAAAGAGCACUUUGUACACGCAGUAUCUCCGAAUGACGUACGGAUCCAAAGUAGGGCUGUCUCCCAGCACCGAGCACAUGCUGCACCAGCAAAAACAGUUCUACUCUUUGCCCGUUAAAAAAGAGAAAAAAAAGAAAGAAACAAGAAAAGUAUCGAUAAAGGCAGCGAUUGCUGCUCUGCUUUCAGGGCUGGCAGCAGUUACAGAUGCAGUGCAGCACGAGUUUCUUUUGGACACAGCCGAGACGAACAUGGCAUACGGUAAGAGACGCGUCCAGUACAAGAACGAAGCAGAAAGAUCACUAGCUAGGUUAUCUAGAGAGUCAAAAGAGGCAAAUUUCAUCAGCAAAUUAAACACCAUUUCCAACUCGCUGAUACCGAUAGCCAAGGGAAUGAGGGAGCAGGCCCUGAUUACAGAGCUGAACCUGAUGAAUUUGUAUCUGCCCGAGCCAAUAUGCAUGGCGAUUCUGUGCGAUGGAGUUUCUCACAGGAGCAUUCUUACGCUUUCGGUAGAGCUAUCAAAGACUCUCGACUCUGCCACACGCGCGCCUUUUAUGCUGGUCUAUGAGUCUGCGCAGGAAGAGGGAAACAAAAUUGUCCGAUCAAUUGAGCAAAAUAAAUCGCCGAUGCUUUUCAAAGAGGUGGAAAACGAAAGCACAGACGGAAAACAGGAAACAAAAGAAAGGAUCUUCAAAACAGCCAUUCGAAUACUCAGCGGGCUGAAGGAGCUGGACAACAGUGCGCACGUGGAUCUGGACAUUCUUGCAAUAAAAACAAGAGUGAUCCGAAAAAUAUACAACAUGCACACUCCGCAGUACAUUACCACAAAAGGAAAUAAAAUAGAAGAGUGGGAAGAUGCAGAAAAAGAAGCUCGAAGGAAGUCGCCGUACAAAGAGAUGGAUGGAUGGGCGCUAAAUUCAAUAAUAGUCAAAACAGGGUCAGAUAUGAAACAGGAGCAGCUUACUUCGCAGAUACUUCGGAUAAUAGAGAGCAUAUGGAAGAACGAUGGAAUAGAUUUAUUAUUAAACCCGUACAAAACACUCGUCACGGGAAGAGACUCGGGAAUAAUAGAAACAAUUCUCGGAGCAAAGUCCAUCCACCAAAUAAAAAAACAGAUAAAGGAAAAAGGCCCGGGGUACAGCCAGAGCAUCAUGGAGUACUACAAAGACACAUGGGGGAGUGACUUAGAGAGUGCUCGAGAGCUGUUUUUUAGAAGCCUUGUUGGGUAUUCUCUUGUUUCGUAUAUCCUGCAGAUAAAAGACAGACACAAUGGAAACAUUUUGAUAGGCAGCAAAGGAGAGCUGUUUCACAUAGACUUUGGCUUUGUUCUGGGCACGCAUCCAGGGUUUUACUCUGUCGAGUCGGCUCCGUUCAAGUUCUCUGUGGAGUAUGCAGAGAUAGCAGGAAAAGAGAGGAUGAGCCGAUUUAAAGAAGAGUUUUUAAAGGGGUUUCUGUCUCUUCGCAAGAACAUGGACCACAUCAUAAUUCUGGUAGAAAGCGUAUCGAAGUCGGGAGGAAUAUUAACGAUAAGCCAAGCAUCUGUGCACUCUCUCAGGGAAAGGUUCGAGCCUGGGCUGACUGUGGAAGAGUUCUCCGAGCACGUAUCAGAAAUAGUUGACAGAGGCAUGAAGAAUGUGUUUACAGACAUAUACGACUCGCUGCAGUACUAUACGCAGGGAUACUGCAAAUAG
Messenger RNA from Nematocida minor, 2094 nucleotides. Its product is annotated as phosphatidylinositol 4-kinase B. The coding region runs from base 1 to 2094 and encodes 697 amino acids. Gene Ontology annotation, biological process: phosphatidylinositol phosphate biosynthetic process; phosphatidylinositol-mediated signaling. Gene Ontology annotation, molecular function: 1-phosphatidylinositol 4-kinase activity. NCBI's taxonomy places the organism in Eukaryota, Fungi, Microsporidia. The transcript has a single exon. Gene Ontology annotation, cellular component: cytoplasm; membrane. The record is from RefSeq and is a predicted model, not a curated record.